AAGCAGGAUUUCCAAUCCUCGAACUUCCUGUGAUCUCCUGGAUGGAUCAAGAGGAAGAGCCAUGCAUCCUGGAUAUCCAGGGCUCCGAGGAAAGGGAGAUCCAGAGAGACACGCCCACAGACUAACACGGCUGCUACUCUGAAACCUGGCAAAACCUUGAAUAUUGUCUAUCUGGUCAGGCCAAAGGGGCCACACUGGUGUGAAGGUGGGAUGGAUUUUCCAGGAGAGAAACCGAGAGUUGUAUUCCUGUUAAACCAAGCUGGAGCAGAUAAUGGAGGUGCUUGCAGAAAUCAAAGAUGGCUAGAAGGAAUUAAAACAAGACCUAAAACAGGAGCUGGAGCCUUCUCAAAAGGAAUUAAAGCAACAUCUAGAGGUUUCCCAGAAAGGACUGAGAAAUGACCUGCAUUCGGAGAUAGUAUCUUUGUUGGUACAGCAGUUACAACGUAUUCGGGAAAAUUUCAAAGCCCAGCUACAAAACAUCCACUCCAGACUGGCAAGACAGAUCAGUGAGGUGACCAGCAAACUGACUAUCAUAGACCAAAAGGUUUUCCAGGAAAUAGAGGAGACCAAGGAAGUUAUGGCCAGCUUGAAACAUGCUAACAGAGAUGAGCUACAGCAAGGACUUGAGGAGCUAAAAGAUCUCCUAAAGAAGGAAUUUAAAGGGUCACAGACCACAGUGGAAGUCAGUUGCCUGGAUAAGGAAUCAGGCCAGCCAAAGAACUUGGGUGACAGGGCGGCAAGUGAGGAUGAGGUGAAUCCUCAGCAGGAAGUGCAGCCGUGUGGGACGGUCUCGGGGCUUGUUCCAGCCUGCCAGAGCCAGGGUGGACCAGGGAGGCUGCGUGUGAACCCUCCGAAGAUGAGGCGUCGCCGGUCUGCCCACCGUGAGAGGGGAUUCAUCAACCUACUGGGCAUCCUGGAGCCCCGGCGCCCGGCAGAUAAGCCCUACCGGUGCACAGAGUGCGAGAAGAGCUUCAGCCAGAGCUCGAAUCUCAUUGAGCACCAGCGGAUCCACACGGGCGAGCGCCCCUUCGUCUGCGGCCAGUGUGGCAAGCGCUUCAGCCAGAGCUCCACUCUGCUGGGCCACCAGCGCACGCACACCGGCGAGAAGCCUUUCCGCUGCCCCGACUGCGGGCGCGGCUUCUACGUCAACUCCAAGCUGGGCCAACACCGGCGCAUCCACACCGGCGAGAAGCCUUUCCGCUGCCCCGACUGCGGGCGCGGCUUCUACGUCAACUCCAAGCUGGGCCAACACCGGCGCAUCCACACCGGGGAGAAGCCCUACGGCUGCAGCGCCUGUGGGAAGAGCUUCCGUUACAAGCAGCAGUUCACUCGCCACCAGCAGCUGCACCAGGGGGAGGAGCCGGUGGCUGUCCUGACCCUGGGUGGGGUCAACGUCCUCCUAACUUAAAGUACAGGAAUUCCUUGGGCCUCCUGUCUUGGAGCAUGGGAAUUCCUUGUCCAGAUUUCCUGCAGCUCUGGGAGUGGGGUCUAGUGCGGGGGGUGUGUGUGGAGGGGAGGCUGAGAGUCAGGACUGCUGGGUUCAAUCCCUGGCUCUGGAAGGGGAGUGGAAUUUAGUGGUUAGAACAGGUGGGGGCAGGACUCCUGGGUUCUCUUCCUGGAUCUGGGAGGGGAUUGAGGUCUGGGGGUAGAGCAGGUGGGUGGCAGUCAGGACUCCUGGGUUCUACCUAGAGUUUUUGGGGCGGGGGAGUGGGGUCUAUUGGGUUAGUGCAAGGCGGGGCCGCCAAGAGUCAGCACUAAUGAAUUCCGUUCCCAGCUGUGAUUGAGUAUUUGGAAAUUUGUGUGGGGGAAGGAGGUUGGGAGUAGCUGAAAACUGAUGUUAUAGGGAGCCUUGGUUUAAGCUACCAGGACAUCACCAGAGCUAACCUCCAGGUUAGUGGUUCAAAUCUAGCUGAGGCAAGGUGCUCCCAGCCUGAGAGAUACUAAUUCAGUGUGUUGGAACCCUUCCCACCGCAAAACUGCCCUGGGAUUCCCCUCCCAUCUAGGGCAUGGUGGUCACACACCUGUUCAUGACUCACCCUUCCAUUAUAGCGACUAACAGACUGUAGACUCUCAACAGUUCCAAAGGCAGUGUUCUCGGUCUCUUGGCUGUGUUAUAUCGGUUUGUAUGCGCUCAUUGUGUGUUUGUGUGUAUUGGUAAAAUACCAACCCUGCACUGAUAGCGUGCUGAGGUUGAGACGUAUAAGUAGUUGCAGGAAGGUCGGGGGGGAAUUAAAGUCUAAACUUCCCACCUCAGUAUUAACCUCACUGCACCAAGUCAUUGUAACAGGGUCCAUCCAUUGCAGCAGAAGAGAGGAGGAGUCUAAGGGCUUAUCUGCAUUGGCAAAUUGACUGCAGUAGAUCCCUAUGUGGGUUCUCUGUUCUGAGAGAAGAGGGAUUUGAGUCUAGAGUAAGGGCAUGCUACACUUGCAGAUGUAGAGCGCUUUGAGUUAAACCAGCCUUGGGCGAGCGCAGUAGGGAAAGCGCUGCAGUCUGUCCACACUGACCGCUUCAAGCGCACUGGCGUGGCCACAUUUGCGGCACUUGCAGUGGCACUGGGAGCGGUGCAUUAUGGGCAGAUAUCCCAGCAUGCAAGUGACUGCAACGUUCUUUUCAAAUGGUGGGGGUAGAGUGGAGUGUGACAGGGAGUGUGUUGUGUGUAUGUGGGGGGCGA
Chrysemys picta bellii (western painted turtle) is the source of this 2671-nucleotide messenger RNA. The record is from RefSeq and is a predicted model, not a curated record. Lineage: Eukaryota; Metazoa; Chordata; Testudines; Emydidae.